GGGAAGGAUUGGGGAUCAAGCUGGUUAGAAGACGAAAACACAACAACAGGCCGCUUGUUGCAUUUUCAGAAUUAAGAAAGAAUCAUAGUUAGGCCUAUUGGUGACAACAAUAAACAACAACAUCAUGGUGCUUCCCUCCAACACCUGCAGACUUUGCGCUGAGCUGGUCAAUUAUUCUAUUCCCAUUUUUGAAGAAGCAGGGAGGAAAAAUAACUUGCCACACAAGCUGAGAAUAUGCUCACCUGUCACAGUUCGAGAGACUGACACCCUGCCCACGAAGGUUUGUUUAGAUUGCCUAAGCAAUUUAGACCAAGUUUACGAGUUUUACCAAAAGUCCAAGAAUGCUCAGCUCACAUUGGCCGCUAUGAUUAAACUUGAAACUUCUGGAAAAAGAGGUUUUCCAGACUCGAAUGAUGCCCCAGAAGCCAAAAGAAAACGAGUAGGGACAACUUUUUUCACAUUUUCAAAUGUAGAAAAUGUGGCGAAAGAAGAUAGUCAAAUUUCAGAGGGUAGUAAAAGUUCUGACGAUAGUAAAAGUACUGAGGGUCGUAAAAGUACUGACUGUAGUAAAAGUACUGACGGUAGUAAAAGUACUGAUGGUGGUAAAAGUACUGACGUUAGUAAAAGUACUGACGUUAGUAAAAGUACUGACGGUUGUAAAAGUACUGACGGCAGUAAAAGCACUGACAGUAGUAAAAGUUUUGAUGGGAGUGCAAGUUCUGGCGGAAGCAAAAGUUCCAAUUGUUCCAAAAGUUCUGAUGGUAGUAAACUUUCAAAUAGUUGUAAAAUUUCUGAUGCUGGUAAAAGUUCUGAUGCUGAUAAAACUUCUGAUGACGGCAAGAGUUCUGAUCCUGGAAAAAUUUCUGAUUGUGGCAAAAGUUCUGACGGUGGUAAGAUUUCUGAUGCUGGUAAAAGUUCUAACCCUAGUAAAAUUUCUGAUACUGGUAAAAGUUCUGAUGCUGGCAAAAGUGCUAUUGCUGGUAAAAGUUUUGAUGCUUCAUCAGACAAACAGGGUUCUAGUUGUACCAAUAGCAAGCAACCACUGAAGAGAGAGCCUCCCUCCCCACUUACAGCUCAAGAUAGUGACAGCCAGACCAACAUCAAAAAAAGUAAAACUAUUCCAGUAGCUGACAAAUUAUUGACUCAAGAGACAACAUCAGUAAAAGUCCAACGCAGCUCCACAGAAAGCCCUUUAAAGGAAUGCCGUUAUUGCAAACAAGAAUUUCACGAAGACAAGCUUCAUCAACAUGAGAUACUGCACUCUGGCAGAGCAGUUUAUGAAUGUUUUGCAUGUGAGAAGGCUUUCACCCAUAAAGAAGCUUUUGACCGGCAUUGUGCAAGGCAUAACCGACAGGAAAGUUUACCCACUAAUGGAAACUCUGCCACCUCUGCCAACGGCACAAGUACAUAACUACCUUAUAAGACUCCUGACAUAAUUUCUACUUAAUAUGUUGAUGGUUUUGCUUCUUAUUUAGUAAAUUAGGCGAGUGAUUUGAAAUCUUUUAAGCAGCAGCCCUCAAUUAUGGCCUGCACACAACUUCUUUUUAAAUACUAUGUGUCUUCAGUUUAUCCCUUAACAACAUUGCAUUUUCAAUUUUCAAAUAAAAUUAUUUUAUGUACCCUAGUUAGGUACUCUUAAAUGAGGCAGUAGAGAGUAUGUAUGUAUUACAACAAUAAAAUGGUGUACAUGUUGGUAUACUUUUCACCUUUUCAUAA
Messenger RNA from Frankliniella occidentalis (western flower thrips), 1716 nucleotides. Its product is annotated as zinc finger protein 302-like. Gene Ontology annotation, cellular component: nucleus. Lineage: Eukaryota; Metazoa; Arthropoda; Insecta; Thysanoptera; Thripidae. The record is from RefSeq and is a predicted model, not a curated record. The transcript is spliced from 5 exons. Bases 125 to 1411 code for a protein of 428 amino acids. Gene Ontology annotation, molecular function: zinc ion binding.